GAUCGAUGAGACACAUGUUGCUACAGAUGCAUCACAGCAUACACUCGUCAAAAUGAGGGCAGUCGAAUCGGUCUCCAUAGCUCCCAAGAAUCGUCAGACUAUCCACACGUCUCUCUUGUUCGACUCCAAAUCCAAAUCAUGGUCUCGAGACAUUUCACUCGUCGUAUCCCUAAAAACUGGUAAUAUCGUUUCAACAUUUCAUCGCGAUGGACAGACAGAGAUCGCACUGGAUGAUAUCGAUCUACGAGGUCUUACUGUUAUCCCUGGCCUCGUUGACGCUCAUACGCACAUCUUUCUCCACUCUUAUGACGAAACGCCAUCCAUCAAUCAAGAACGGGAUGAAUCUGAAGUCGAGCGGAUUCUCCGAGCCUCAAACCAUCUCAAAGCGGCUCUGAAAGCAGGCUACACGACAUACAGGGAUCUUGGGACAGAAGGCAUGAGAGAUCUCGAUACAGGGGUCCGGAACGCAGUGAAUCGAGGCAUCAUUCCUGGACCAAGACUCUUCGUAGCUACCGAAGCUUUGGCCAGUCCAGGAGGUUACGAAGUCCGAAUCGAAUCAAAAGAUCAGGGGACAACGACUGGACGCAUAUCUGAUCCUUGUUCUGGAGUUGACGGGGUUCAAGCAGCUGUCAGGAGGCGACUUGGAGCAGGGGCGGAUCUCAUCAAGUUUUAUUCUGCUUACAGACAAAGGUCGCUCCGAUUCCCUCCUGCGGCUUGGCCAGGUGCGUUGCCAAUACAACAUCCUCCUGGUCAAGUCGAAGACGACGAAGAUGAGGGCGGAGACGCACUCUUUGCCAAUGAGGCUGACCCUCCAACUCCGUUGUUCACGUUGGAAGAGAUGAAAGCCAUUGUUGCGACUGCAAAGCGGUCGAAGUGUCCAGUCGCAGCUCACACGACUGGUCCAGAGAUGGUCAUUGAGGCUGCCAAAGCAGGAGUCACAACUGUCGAACAUGGCUACAGACGGUCAAAAGAGUCUAUCAAGGCUCUCAAGGAGAAUGGGACGAUCUACGUUCCCACCUUGGCCGUCGCGGAAGAGCUGUCGCCCAAGCUUUUGAACGAGGCGCUCGAACAGGUCUACGAUGCCUGGAAUAGCGGUGUAAGGAUGGCUUGUGGUGGCGAUACCGGAGCUUUCAAUCACGGCGAAAAUCUGAAAGAACUCCUGCUCUUUGAGAGGGCAGGUAUACCGCUCGAAGCUGUCCUGGAAGCAGCCACUAUGGGCGGAUGGGAGGCCUGUGGAGGGGAUUGGUGUGGAAGGCGAUUCGGCUCGUUGGAGAAAGGUUGGGCAGCUGAUCUGGUAGCGAUCAAGGGGGAUCCCCGAAACGGUGGGAUAAAAUGCUUGUGGAAUCCCGAGUGGGUCAUCAAGGAUGGCAAGGUCGUAGUAGAGGAGGCAAAAUUAGUAGUGUAACGCUUUAAAUGCAUCG
This is a messenger RNA of Kockovaella imperatae, 1421 nucleotides long. RefSeq lists its product as hypothetical. Gene Ontology annotation, molecular function: hydrolase activity, acting on carbon-nitrogen (but not peptide) bonds. NCBI's taxonomy places the organism in Eukaryota, Fungi, Basidiomycota, Tremellomycetes, Tremellales, Cuniculitremaceae. Bases 53 to 1405 code for a protein of 450 amino acids. The record is from RefSeq and is a predicted model, not a curated record. The transcript has a single exon.